CGCCGGAGGCCAGAGAAAGGAGUCCUGUCGCUUUAAAUCUGAAAUCCCGCGCAGGCUCCAGUUGUCGCGAUCUCCGAGGUCGCAUACAUAUUUCCCACAAUUCCCUUUCCUUUCUCUUGCCUCCCGCCGCCCAAGAUGCCUAAGGGAAAGAAGGCUAAGGGGAAGAAGGUGGCCCCGGCCCCUGCUGUCGUGAAGAAGCAGGAGGCCAAGAAGGUGGUAAAUCCCCUGUUUGAGAAAAGACCCAAGAAUUUUGGUAUUGGACAGGACAUCCAGCCCAAAAGGGACCUCACCCGCUUUGUCAAAUGGCCCCGCUACAUUCGGCUGCAGCGGCAAAGGGCUAUUCUUUAUAAGCGCCUGAAAGUGCCUCCUGCGAUUAACCAGUUCACCCAGGCUUUGGACCGCCAAACAGCUACUCAGCUGCUGAAGCUGGCCCACAAGUACAGGCCGGAGACGAAGCAAGAGAAGAAGCAGAGGUUGUUGGCUCGGGCUGAGAAAAAGGCCGCCGGCAAAGGGGAUGUCCCCACCAAGAGGCCACCUGUCCUUCGAGCAGGGGUCAAUACUGUCACCACUCUGGUGGAGAACAAGAAGGCCCAGCUGGUCGUGAUUGCACAUGACGUGGAUCCCAUCGAGCUGGUCGUCUUCCUGCCUGCCCUGUGCCGGAAGAUGGGGGUGCCCUACUGCAUCAUCAAGGGGAAGGCCCGGCUGGGGCGCCUGGUCCACAGGAAGACCUGUACCACCGUUGCCUUCACGCAAGUCAACUCGGAAGACAAGGGAGCGCUGGCUAAGCUGGUGGAAGCUAUCCGGACCAAUUACAACGACAGAUACGACGAGAUUCGCCGUCACUGGGGAGGCAACGUCCUGGGCCCAAAGUCAGUGGCCCGCAUCGCCAAGCUGGAAAAGGCUAAGGCGAAAGAACUGGCCACCAAACUGGGCUGAGCGCACUGCCACGUGUUCUGUACAUAAAAGUAAUAAAAAUUCUUUCAGCCACUGUCUGGCACAUUUGG
Messenger RNA from Pteropus alecto (black flying fox), 1004 nucleotides. RefSeq names its product ribosomal protein L7a (gene RPL7A). The transcript has 8 exons. Bases 136 to 936 code for a protein of 266 amino acids. NCBI's taxonomy places the organism in Eukaryota, Metazoa, Chordata, Mammalia, Chiroptera, Pteropodidae. The record is from RefSeq and is a predicted model, not a curated record. Gene Ontology annotation, biological process: ribosome biogenesis. Gene Ontology annotation, cellular component: ribonucleoprotein complex.